AUGGGGAAGAGAAAGUCGUCGUCGAGGGCAAAGCUUGUAGCUAAGAAGCCAAGGGAGAAGCUUGAUACAGUAUUCUGUUGCCCCUUCUGCAACCACGGGAGCAGCGUCGAAUGCGACAUUGACAUGAAGAACAUGAUUGGAGAGGCUCUCUGCAGCGUUUGCCAAGAGAGCUUCAGCACAACUACCACAGCUUUGACUGAACCCAUAGACGUCUACAGUGAAUGGAUAGACGAAUGUGAGCGGGUCAACACCAUUGUUGCUGAUGAUCUAGCUUAG
Molecule: messenger RNA, 276 nt
Organism: Prunus armeniaca (apricot)
Lineage: Eukaryota; Viridiplantae; Streptophyta; Magnoliopsida; Rosales; Rosaceae
Source: the annotation of a GenBank genome assembly